GAUCAGCAGAUUUAAAAUUAAUUUUUACUGGCCCAAUUUAUUUUCCGAAAAAAAAAAUUUUUUUUUUAAAGCGAGAAAAUGACAUCAACUACAGAGACAAAUAAAUUUAUUGAACAAGAACUUUCUAACGUACUUAAAGAAUAUGAAUACGGUGUUACACCAAAUUCAAUAGAAAUAUUACCUACAAGAAGUUUGAAUUCAGAUGCUCAUCAAUCUUCUAUAUUUAAACUGACUUUACUUGAAAAUGUUAAAUUAAUAAUUACAAUCGCUGAGGAAGGGUAUAUUAUCACUGAAGUCGAUCCAUUAGGCACUAAUUUUAAUAAAGAAGACUUGGAAUGUGCAAAAAAAUGGAUUAAUAAACCUUUUGAAACUAUGGAAGCUUUAUUAUUAGCUGCCUCUCCAAAAUUUGGUGAACAAUUUCAUCAAGCUUUGCAUUCUAAAUUAUCAAAUUUACAACAAUCUCAACAAGAUUAAUUAAAAAAUUAAAUUUUUUGCAAUUUAUAAUUUUCAUCUAUAUUGCAUUUUGAAAACGUAAAGGGAAAAAAA
Molecule: messenger RNA, 546 nt
Organism: Rhizophagus irregularis DAOM 181602=DAOM 197198
Lineage: Eukaryota; Fungi; Glomeromycota; Glomeromycetes; Glomerales; Glomeraceae
Source: RefSeq, a predicted model, not a curated record